CUAAGUACACUGUUCCUUAACAUGUUGGGUCCAGUAUUUUUUAUGUUGUUUACUUUUUACUAAAACUUUUUUGAACUUUAUAUCUAUUUGUCCCCACAUGAACUUCACUUUUCCCUUACUUCUCCCAUGUUCAUUUUCAUUGGUUUAAUCUACCAUCCAUUAGUUGUUUUUACAUCAUGGUUCAACAUUGUAGUUUCCGAGACUUGGAGAUUGGAUUUGCCCCAACAGCAAUUUGGCCAAAUUUGGUCCAAUCGGGUGCUGCACCGAAUUCUCAAACACAAAGUCGAAAUCUAAAAGAAUUACACACCUGAAAUGGUCAAUGCUGAACAUGAUCGGGUCAGCUCAUGAUUCUGAAUUCUGCCCAUGGAACCAAAAGCAAAAUAAUUAAUGAGAAAAAAAUGGUUGAUGGCAAGGGGCCAGUCAAAAUAAUCUAUAUCUGUAUUUAUGUAUUAUAUAUUUACUAAUUUAAUUUAUAUAUUUCUUUUUUACUGCUGGUAGCAGCAUGAAUUCUGAUGUUAUUUCUAAGUACACUGUUCCUUAACAUGUUGGGUCCAGUAUUUUUUAUGUUGUUUACUUUUUACUAAAACUUUUUUGAACUUUAUAUCUAUUUGUCCCCACAUGAACUUCACUUUUCCCUUACUUCUCCCAUGUUCAUUUUCAUUGGUUUAAUCUACCAUCCCCCAGCACCCACCUCUGAACUUUUAUUGGAACAGUAGAGUCUCCAGGUUUAUCUUCGUUUAUUUGUGGUAAAUAGAACUUCAGCAUUUCACAAGUCUGACUCUAUAAGACAAUUCAUUAUGGGAUCAAUACUUGGGUUUCUGUGUAUGUUGUCAGUUCUCAUUUCUACAGGUAUGUCAGUUAAUUUAUCUUUUUCUUACUAUCUUUCUUUCUUUCUCUUUCUUUCUUUCUUUCUUUCCACGAAUCCUGAAUUUUAAGUAAAUACUCAGGUGGUUCUGAAAGCAUCAGAGGAAACUGCAAGACGGGAUGUUUCCACAACCCCCUAAUACAUAUUUCAUGUUAAGUAUCUUUUAUAUUACAUACUAGUUGAAGAGUAGGGUUAAUGUGGUUGUGUAGUAUAAGGUGGGAGAUUCUUUUCCUACAGUUUAGAACUAUGAUUUUUUUUUUAAUGAUUUUUUAACAUUGCCUUGCCAAUGAUUCUAUAUACUGCAAAGUAAUUUAGAAUAGCCAAGCACUUGAACUAGAAGACAAAAAAUCUUCAUGCUCUUCUUAACACAGUGUAGGACUGAUUGUAUCUAUUAUAAUAUGUGUAGCUUGGAUAAUAUAUUAAGUGAAUGAAUUGUCAAUGUUGGAGAAGGGGGGAGGACCAAGAGAAGAAAAAAUGGAAGGGUCAGGCUAUUGUGAAUUUAGCAAUAGUAGUCCAAGUAGUAAUGAAAAAGGUAGUCAUUUGAGUUUUUUGCAAAAUAUAUAACUAAAUGAUAAAACCUAGAAGUUCUGAUGUAAAACUGUCAGCAGGUUUCAUUGAAUGUUCCUCAUUAGGUUAUUAGUCAGUGAUUUCCUACCAUUUAAUUGGUCCAGUUAACAUAAAUUAGUUAUUUUCCAGGUUACCCAUUGUCGUGCAUAAAGUGUGUAAAUAUUAAAGGUGGUUCCUGCACUGGCUCCAGUGUCACCUGUGCUUCAGAUCAAGUUUGUAUGUCUUCAUAUGGUGAAAGUUCCAUAGGUAAGUGUCUUAGAAUGUUGGGGACUGGGUAUAAGUUUGUUAACUUGUGUUGCUGUAUCAACGAGAUAUAUUAAAAGCAAAUUAUUGAUCACAUGUUCUAUAGGUAAGUGUCUUAGAAUGUUGGGGACUGGGUAUAAGUUUGUUAACUUGUGUUGCUGUAUCAACGAGAUAUAUUAAAAACAAAUUGUUGACUAGCAAGCAUAAGAGAACGCAAUAUUUCUAUUAUCAUCAACGAUUAGUUGGGUUCAUAUUGUAUUAAUAUCAAGAGAAGAACAAUUCAGCAGUCAAUUAAUGGAGAAAAAAAGGAAAAGAGAAAAAAAAUAAGCAGAGCAAAAGAGGGUGAAGAGGAGUGUGUGAAGGAAAUGUGAGACUCAGGUCGGCCACCAUUUUACUUUCUGCUGGUUAUACAGGAAGACAGAAAUAUAGUGUAAAGGUAGGCUUGUUAUGACUUCCACAAUACUCCCAGAAUUCUAUGCAGAAAAUGAGUACUCAUGGCAACGUUGUCACUCUUUAUUUUCCCUGACCUUGUUAUGGUAGGUGUUAGAGACAGACAGGCAUUGAAACAUAUGGAAGGACUUACAGACUUAUAUAUUCUUCUUAACAGCUAAUGUUUAUUUGUCCUUUACAGAGGGAAUUAAGGUGUCAGAAGUAUUUCUUAGAGAUUGUGCUCCCACAAGCUACUGUGAUUUUGAAGGAAGCAUUACAGUGGAAUCCAAUUUAAAGACAAAGAUGGGCAUCAGCUGCUGUUCCACAGAUCAUUGUACCCCACCAAUGCCCAAAUGUAGGUAUCUAUAUCAGAAGAUACAUAGUAUGUUGCUGUGCAUUUAUAUGGAGCCUGUUGUGAAAAGCUAAGUGGAAUGUGGUUAACAUGGUUCAUGGAUUGCGGGAUAAAACUUACCAGGAAAGGUUAAAGGAUCUUAACAUGAAUAGCUUGGAGGAAAGACGAGACAGGGGGGAUAUGAUAGAAACAUUUAAAUACAUAAAGGGAAUCAACACAGUAAAGGAGGAGACUAUAUUUAAAAGAAGAAAAACUGCCACAACAAGAGGACAUUGUCUUAAAUUAGAGGGGCAAAGGUUUAAAAAUAAUAUCAGGAAGUAUUACUUUACUGAGAGGGUAGUGGAUGCAUGGAAUAGCUUUCCAGCGGAAGUGGUAGAUGUUAACACAGUAAAGGAGUUUAAACAUGCGUGGGAUAGGCAUAAGGCUAUCCUAACUAUAAGAUAAGACCAGGGACUAAUCAGAGUAUUUAGAAAAUUGGGCAGACUAGAUGGGCCAAAUGGUUCUUAUCUGCCGUCACAUUCUAUGUUUCUAUGUGUCUAUGAAUGAGUGGAUAUGGUGAGAAAUGGUGUUGUAGCAAGAAGUUCCAAGUCUUUAGUUUUCACCAUAAACAGGGCCGUCUUUAACGUGGAGCAAACAUGGCAGCUGCCCCAAGCCCAAUUGCUCCUGGGGAGCCCCAGAGCAGCUGCCCGUGGGCCCCGCCAUUUGAGCAGCCCCCAUGGACCUGGCGGUGCAGCUGCACAGAGCCGCACCAGCCGCACACUAAGGAGGCCCCCCGGGUGGCCCAUGCACUAAGGGCCACCCGGUGGGCAUGUGUCAGCAGGAGCCCGAUCGGGCGCUGUGGCGCUUAAACAGCAAUUGCAAAAUUGCAAUUAGAGUCUGCGUAUAAGUAGUCAAUUUUUUGGUUGACUGACCCACGGGGAGCAGAAAAGUACUGUCAAAAGACCUGCGUAACAAGGUAAAGGAACUUUAUAAAGAUGGAAAAGGAUAUAAAAAGAUACCCAAAGCCUUGAAAAUGCCAGUCAGUACUGUUCAAUCACUUAUUAAGAAGUGGAAUAUUCGGGGACCUCUUGAUACGAAGCCAGGGUCAGAUAGAUCAAGAAAGAUUUUAGCCACAACUGCCAGAAGAAUUGUUUGGGAUACAAAGAAAAACCCACAGGUUACCCCAGGAGAAAAAUGUGAAGGUUCUGGAGUGGCCAUCACAGUCUCCUGACCUGGAUUAAUUUUGCCAAGACAAUGGGCAGCUGUACCACCAGCAGGAAUUAGGGUCAUCAACUAUUAGAAAUGACUGCACUCUGUCAUUGAUGCUAAACGGGUCAAUACACAGUAUUUAUAACUAAGGGUAUGUAGACUUUUGAACAGGGGUCCUUUUAUUUUUUCUUUGUUGACAUGUUUUGUUUUAUGAUUGUGCCAUUCUGUUAUAACCUACAGUUACAUAGUUACAUAGUUACAUAGCUGAAAAGAGACUUGCGUCCAUCCAGUUCAGCCUUCCUCACAUUUGUUUUUUGCUGUUGAUCCAAAAGAAGGCAAAAAACCCAGUUUGAAGCACAAUUUUGCAACAAGCUAGGAAAAAAAUUCCUUCUUGACCCCAGAAUGGCAGUCAGAUGUAUCCAUGGAUCAAGCAGUUAUUACCCUACAUUGAAAGAUUAUAUCCUUGAAUAUUCUGUGUUUGCAAAUAUGCAUCUAGUAGCUGUUUGAACAUCUGUAUGGACUCUGAUAAAACCACUUUUCAGGCAGAGAAUUCCACAUCCUUAUUGUUCUUACAGUAAAAAAAAAAAAACCUUUCCUUUGCCUCUCGAAAUCUUCUUUCUUCCAGUCUAAACGCAUGACCUUGUGUGCUAUGUAAAGUCCUGUUUGUGAACAGAUUUCCACACAAUGGUUUAUAUUAGCCCCGAAUAUUUUUGUAUAAUGUUAUCAGAUCCCCUCUCAGGCGACAUUUUUCUAAACUAAAUAGGUUUAAAUUUGCUAACCUUGAAUACGAAUCCCAUAUGAAAUAAAAGAAACGUGUUUUGCCUGCUCACUCAUGUUUUCUUUAAAAAUGAUACAUAUAUUACCGAUUCUCCAAGGGUAUGCAAACUUUUGAGCACAAUUGUAUAUUACUACAUCUUAUAAAUAAAUAUAUAGCAUAUUCUCUUUUCUCUAUUGUAAAGUACCAGCUGACAAAACUGUACCCAAUGGAUUGUCUUGUCGAGUAUGUCUAACUACAGACAGUGACUGGUGCACUAGUUCCAAAACUAUAGACUGCACUGGGGAUGAAAACAUGUGCAUCCUACAGUCUUCAAAACUCAUAGGUGAGUACCACACCAAUGUGUCUGAAAGUGGAUAACGUUUAUUAUUUGUUUGCUUUGCUUGUCAUUGCAUGCACUACUGAUUGUUUGAAUAUUGCACACUAAGGAAAGUGCACACUGUCAGGAAUCUAUUUUGAUGUUAAAUCUGAAAUACUCUUUGAAUUCACAACUUUCACGUUAGAAAAUAAUACUUUAAAAUUAUGUUUUUAGGGAUGAUUUUAUGGAAGCUUGGGGUUAUAAUUAUUCAGGUUAAAAGGUCUUUAUGGUAACAGUGACAUGAGCUCAACAUGGAUUGGGGUACUUAUAGUUAGUGUUGAGGUCAGGUGCAGACUUAACAUUAUGGCACUUGGGCAAUGCCUGAAGACCCAGGCCAGUAAAGGGAGGCCUCAAAAACUCUGUCAUACCUCCGGGUUCAGGGCCCCUCCGCAGAGGCCAUCCAUUUUUUUAAUGAUGGUAACCACACAUGGCCAGUUAUCAGACACUAAACCACUGGGCCACCGUGAAAUAGGUAAGUGUUUCUCCUACCUAAGAAAUGCUGAGAGGGGGCAAAAACUUAAUUGUUUAUUUAAAUUCUCUAAAUACUGGAAGGAUCCAGCCUCUCCUCACCCUGCAAACUCCUCUCUCAACUCACCCACUUUCCUCAGAGCUGCCCAUACACAGCCACAGACAUCACUCACAGCAAUACACACUUAAAAUCACACACACAGCCAAAUAUUCAUCACUCAACAGCUCCACACAUCACUCACAGCUACCUACACACAUCAACAUACACCAGUCACAGCUACCCAUAAGCAGUCACACAUACUAAUCACAGCUACUUACACAUAUCCCUCACUCUACUCACACUCAGCAACACACAUCACUUACAGCUACAUCACAUGUAGCCACCUUUCACGGCACACUGGGAGAGGCUGGUGCGCUGUGCUCACUAAUCAGAUGCCACAUGGAUUUCAGCGUGCUGGGAGCUGGGCAUGCGCCAAGACCUCCUUCCGGCCACCAGGUUAUACCACAACUCUUUAGCAUCAUGCCAUGAUUGCAAGGUGCACCGCAAUCUCUUUGCCUGCCGGCCCCUGCCGCCACUCCAUAAAUUUUGCUCUAUAAUUUAUAAUCAUCUACAUUUACAACAUAAAUUCUCUGCACACAGGGCAGAAAGAAUGUGGUGUUUGACGUUUUGAAUGAAGUGACUUUUUGUCCCAAUAUGAAAAUAAAGGGCUCAUCAUAUAAACAAUCUCAUGAAAAAGUGUAGUGGGCUUAUAGUGCUUUUGUCCAAGUAUAAAAAUUAAGGGCUCAUUAUGCAAACAAACAUACAUGCAGAGAAAUCAUGUUAGUUCUAGAAUUUGUAGCUCCCCUUAAAUAACCUCUAUUAUUUUUUUCUUUUAUUCAUCAUCACCUUUACAUGUACUUUUGACAUUCCCUCAAUUAAGACUUUAUGCUUAAAAUCAGAGUUGCACAUCAUAAAAUAGCAGAGAGCUAGAAGCCCCUACGGGAACCAGCUAAAUGUGUGUCAGGGGCGACCAUAAAGGGGGUAACCCUCACAUAUGUGUGUACAAAGAGAAAAGGAGACCCGGUGGGUCAAGGAAAUAGGAAGUCCCUUAAUUAAACUCUGUAUAUAUAAAACAUAGCUUUUAAUGAUUGUUGUAAUAAAAUACUCAUCCUAAUAGAAAAAAAGACAAGGAAAACAGAACAAAAUUUAAAAAAUGGGAUAGAUAGGUUAAGGAAAUAAUCAAUCGUAUCUCCUGAGUGGGAUAUAUACCCCAAUAAUAUAAUCUCUUAAAUGGGUCCAAUAGUAUCUUAGAAGAGAAGGGGGUUCCAAUACAGUACUCGUACCGUAGCUUUAAAUAAUCACAGUCGUAGCAAUCUGUUGUGGGGCUCCCAUCUAUAGUUGUAUAUAACGAAUAACCCUCACAAAUACCAAAAUCUUGGACAAUUAAAAAGAACAUUUUGAAAUCAGUACUUUUCCCGUGCAAUACCAAAUUUAUUCUUGGUUCAAAUUAACCCUUAUAUGAACAGCUAGGAUAGAUAUUGAGAUGGAUAUUCGUAUCUACAACUAUUUGAAAUGAAGACAAGUAGGGGACUUCAUGGUGUUUGUGUGUGUGUCAGCAUGUUUCAGUCAGUAUGCUUGCAUGUGCUUGGGUCAGUGCACUGGCGUACAUACCAGGGUCGCAGGGGUCGCGACUGCUGACCCCGGGUGGCCGGUCGGGCAGGCAGGCGGGCGCGCGAGGGAGCACUCACUGCUUCCUCUUCAGCUCCCUCGCGCACCGCAAUGAUACCGGAGCCGGAAGAUGACGUCAUCUUCCGGCUCCGGCAUCCCUACGCGGCGCGCGAGGGAGCUGAAGAGGAAGCACUGAGUGCUCCCUCGCGCGCCCGCCUGCCUGCCCGACCGGCCACCCGCCCAGGAGCCCCACUGGACCCCAGGGAAUCCCCCCAGCACUCCAAAAGGUAAGGAGGCUGGGGGGAUUAUAUAAAAAAAAUAAAAAAUCAUGUGUGAGUGUUAGUGUGUGUGUGUGUGUGAGUGUUAGAGUGAGUGUUAGUGUGUGUGUUAGAGUGAGUGUUAGUGUGUGUGAGUGUUAGUGUGUGUGAGUGUUAGUGUGUGUGAGUGUUAGAGUGAGUGUUAGUGUGUGUGAGUGUUAGUGUGUGUGAGUGUUAGAGUGAGUGUUAGUGUGAGUGUUAGAGUGAGUGUUAGAGUGUGUCUGCUAGUGAGUGUUAGUGUGUGUGUCUGCUACUGAGUGUGCUACUGUGUGUGUCUUACUGAGUGUGUGUGUGUUAGUGAGUCUGUUUGAUGUCUGUUAGUGAGUGUGUGUUUGUCAAUGAGAGUGUAUGUUUUGUAAGUGAGUGUGUAUGUAUGUCUGUCGCUGACUGUAUCUCUGUCAGUAAAUGUGUGUGUCUGUUAGCUAGUGUGUAUGCGUCUGUAAGUGAGAGUGUGUGUGUCUUCAGCACUUACCUUCUCCAGCGCCGGACUCCCUUGGCCCUGAGGAUCCCUCAGCCUCUCAGCUCCGAAUGCGACACAAGACGCAUUCAAACCGCCCAUAGGAAAGCAUUACUCAAUGCUUUCCUAUGGACGUUCAGUGUGCUCCUCUAGCUGGCUGUCCGUGAGACAGCCACUAGAGGCUGGAUUAACCCUCAGUGAAACAUAGCAGUUUCUCUGAAACUGCUAUGUUUUCAGCUGCAGGGUUAAAACUAGAGGGACCUGACACCCAGACAACUUCAUUGAGCUGAUGUGAUCUGGGUGUCUGUAGUAGUCCUUUAAAGGACCACUAUAGUGCCAGGAAAACAUACUCGUUUUCCUGGCACUAUAGUGCCCUGAGGGUGCCCCCACCCUCAGGGACCCCCUCCCGCCCGGCUCUGGAAAGGGGUAAAACUUACCUUUUUCCACCGCUGGGCAGAGAGCUCUCCUCCUCUUCCUCCUCCCCCCGUCGGCUGUAUGCGCACGCGCGGCAAGAGCUGUGCGCGCAUUCAGCCGGUCACAUAGGAAAGCAUUCAUAAUGCUUUCCUAUGGACGCUGGCGUGCUCUCACUGUGAAAAUCACAGUGAGAAGCACGCAAGCGCCUCUAGCGGCUGUCAAUGGGACAGCCACUAGAGGAAAUAGGGGAAGGCUUAACCCAUUCAUAAACAUAGCAGUUUCUCUGAAACUGCUAUGUUUAUGAAAAAAUGGGUUAACCCUAGCUGGACCUGGCACCCAGACCACUUCAUUAAGCUGAAGUGGUCUGGGUGCCUAGAGUGGUCCUUUAAGUGUGUGUGCAUCUGCAUGCACUGGCGUACAUACCGCGGUCGCAGGGGUCGCAGCCCUGUAACCCCUGCGACCAGGUGCCCACCCCCAUGUGUUGCGGCCUGGCCCGCGCGGGGGGGGGGCCCACGGAUCAAUUUUCGCACCGGGGCCCCAUGGGUCAUGUGUACGCCACUGGGUCAGUGUGUGUGUGUCUGGUUGAGUCAGCAUGUGUGUGUCUGGAUUAGUGUGUGUGUGUGUCUACUUGUGUGUGUCUACUUGGGUCAGUGUUUCCUGUGUGUCUGUUCCUGCCUGGGUUAAGGGUUAACACCAGCAAUCUUGCCCCUUUUCACAUUGAGGACUUAUUACUUCUUAUCAAGAUACCGCCUUAUUUUCUGCUUCUGUUUUGCAUUGGGACGUUUUAAAUUAUAUUUACUUGCCUUAUAAUAAAGACCCUAAAUUUAAAGACUGUGUCUGUCCAAAUAACUGCAUAUUGAGCCCAUUCACCCCAAACCCGUGACACCACCCUACAAUUAAACACAUAACACCACACCCUGUCAGCUCACACACAGUCAGCAAUACAGAGCCACAGCACGUACAUCUCACACAGCUCCUUUACUACUCUACAAUAGUUACAACAUUUACAGCCAUUCUGCAUUUAAACAACCGGCAUGCUAUCACUCUACCCACACAGCCAUACAAAGGCACAACAUCUACAGAAGCUAAACACACAAUCUCUACAGCCCUUCAACAUACGAUCACAUACACACACUGUACAUAGUACAUAGAACAUCAAAAUCAGACUCCUUUACACAGAUACUACACCAGAUGAAUCUCCUCACACAAUCCCACAUAUAUCACUACAAGCAGACCCCUCACACAUGCACAACACUCUUUACAAGAUGCCCCCAGUGCAACCAGGCCAAUACAUUUGCUUUUUUUUUAAAAGGAGGUUUGUGCCAGCAAUGGUUAAUCUAUCCAAAAACAGUGUUUUAUUAAAACAUUGUUUUUGGUUGGAGUAACCCCUUAAAAGUAAAUCUGUCUCUGAAGAGGGGUCCUGUUGGUAAGGGAGUCAUGACUGUGCAGCUUUUACACAGCCAGUCUCGGUGCUAUGCAACAAGCUCGUAAUAUCUGUUUGAGAGACGCACAGUCAAAGGGUGAGAAGAGCGUUUGCAAUGUGAAAUGGUGGCUGACAACAUGCAUCUGUGCCUUUGCAGCCAAAAAUUCUUGCACCUGGAAGGGGACCCUUGAUCUCUUUAUUGCUCGGGGGCCCUAUACGUUUUCAGUCCGUUCCUGGGUGGGUGAGACCUUUGUUUAGCAGUACUUAGAGUCAGAGGAUUUUAUAUUAUAGAUAGAUAGAUAGAUAGAUAGAUAGAUUUAAUAUAUAGUGUGUGUAUGUGCUUGUAUGUCGAAGGGCUGUAGAGAUUGUGUGUUUAGUUGCUGUAGAUGUUGUGUAUAAAUAUAUAUAUAUAUAUAUAUAUAUAUAUGUGUGUGUGUAUAUAUAUGUAUAUAUAAAAUCUUGCUCUUAUUAUUUAAAUAAAUACUGAAGACUUAAAGGAGCCCUGUCACCAUCUGGGUACUUUGCAGAAUUCGCAGAGACCUUCCAAUAGUGACAUUGCCACUGCGGGCUCGAUGGCCGGGGGACAGGUAAAGGUGAAUUCUUCUUCCCUGAACAUAACCCUCGCAGGCAUGGUCUUCUUCACCCAGUGGGUUCUCUUCUCUGCAUGUGUGAGAGUACAGCAAUGUAAUCUAAAGAGGAUCUGGAGAGAUUGUGAGAACCUCCAUAGACAGAGCUAUUUGGCUGUAGCCAUCACUGGUGAUCACAGGGGAAUUGACACUUCUAGACAGCGGUAGCUUCGCCCAACUUCUAUAAGUGUCAGGCGUAGGAAAUAUACAGAGACAAAGUGGUUCCUACUUUGUCUCGGUAUAUCACUUGACUGGGUUGGAAUUUCAGUGAAAUUCUAACACUGUCAAUAUGAGUAUUUCUUAAAGAUUCUAUCUUCUUGAAAUACAAAUUUUUCAGAAAGGGUGACAGUGCUGGUUUAAAGGACCUUGUCAGGUUCUCAGCCCUUCUCCACCUGCAUGAUGACUUUUGCUUGAGCCUUGGUCAGGAGUGAGUGCUUCAUCGACCACAGAUCACACUGUUAUUGUGUCAGGUAGAGAUGUGUGAUCUUUAGUUGGGCAAGCAAGGUUCCAAACCGAGGUUCAAGAAAGUCUUAGCAAGAAGAUGCAGAAGGACUGGUACUCCGAUAAGAUUAAACUACUUAAUUAUAAGAGAUACACUUAUCAAGGUGCAGCAAUAAUUGAACACUUUCCUUAGUUUACUCAGUGAGGUUUAACCAUAUGUGUAUUAUUAUCAUUUAUUUACAAAUAACGAUAUAUAUAUUGUCUUCAUUGUCGGCAAGUAUUCUUGUAUAUACAUUAAAUAGUUCAUGGAAUUCCAUGCACUGAUUGACUAAUAUCAUGCACUGUAUUAUCUAUAAAUACAUUAGUUAUUACACUAUAGAAAAAAUUAAAAUUUGUCAUCUCUGCACAACAGUAUCACUUUGGGAAAUGUACUAAUAUUGGUCACCGUGACUUUUAUAUUUGCUAAUAUAUGCAAUGUUUUUCUUCUACAGGACCUCAGAAUGUCACCACAGCAUUUCGUGGUUGUACCACAAAAAAUGUAUGCCAAUUUAGCUCAAGUUCUCAAUCAUUUGAUUCACUCACCAUGGAAUCGACAGUACAAUGCACUGCUACAAAGUAUUGGUAGUGAAAUCUUCUUUCUAAGAAUUGUUGUGGUCAUUCUAAUUCAUUUCUUUUCUUUUAACUAAAUUCUUGAGCAUUUCACUAUUACCAUGCUCUUAUGGUAAAUAAAGGUUGAUAUUCUCACAAACCCUGUGCAUGAAUCCUGGUGUUGCUGUAGAGCUGGACAUUUGAUAACUGUAACGGCACCCCGGGCAUAAAAGGGGUUAAACGCCAUUUAGAGGAUAUUCCCCUUCCAGAUAUACAGGCAGCUACUGUAGAUGCCAAUCCACCGAACCGGAGAAGCAUAUGAAUGCCGUAAACAGCCGAACCGGAACCAUACGAAUGCUGUAAACAGCCGAAUAGGAAAAACCAUACGAAUAGGUUUACACUCCUAGCAGUAAAACUGGAACAGCAUACAAUAAAUCUCACCAAGAACGAGACAAGGCUCCGUUUUGAGGGUCAAGCAGGAACAGGCAGAGCU
This is a messenger RNA of Pelobates cultripes (western spadefoot toad), 11652 nucleotides long. NCBI's taxonomy places the organism in Eukaryota, Metazoa, Chordata, Amphibia, Anura, Pelobatidae. The record is from the annotation of a GenBank genome assembly.